Messenger RNA from Anneissia japonica, 2008 nucleotides. Its product is annotated as sorting nexin-12-like. Gene Ontology annotation, biological process: endocytic recycling; late endosome to Golgi transport. Gene Ontology annotation, molecular function: phosphatidylinositol-3-phosphate binding. The transcript has 4 exons. The coding region runs from base 48 to 545 and encodes 165 amino acids. The record is from RefSeq and is a predicted model, not a curated record. Lineage: Eukaryota; Metazoa; Echinodermata; Crinoidea; Comatulida; Comatulidae. Gene Ontology annotation, cellular component: early endosome membrane; retromer complex.
AUCUAUAAUCAAAUGGGGAACACGGAAUCGGGGAAAAAAAGAUCAAAAUGGCCGACGAAGAUACGAGAGAAACCGAUACAAGGCGACUAAAUGUUAAAAAGCAGACUUUGGAUGAUGCUUACGCAGCACCAGCCAACUUUCUGGAGAUAGAUAUUGUCAACCCAGAAACACAUGGCUUUGGAAAGAAGCGUUAUACAGACUACGAAGUUCGAAUGAGGUCGAAUUUACCAAUCUUUAAAUUGAAGGAAUCAUCCGUACGGCGACGAUACAGUGACUUUGAAUGGCUACGAACUGAACUUGAGAGAGACAGCAAAAUUGUAGUUCCACCUUUACCCGGAAAAGCGUGGAAAAGACAAAUGCCCUUCCGGUCAGAUGAUGGAAUAUAUGAAGAUGACUUUAUAGAGGAGCGCAGACAAGGCCUGGAAGCAUUUGUUAAUCGAGUGUCCGGCCAUCCGCUAGCUCAGACGGAACGUUGCUUACACAUGUUCUUACAGGAUCCUGUUAUAAACAAAGACUACACACCGGGAAAGAUUCAAAACACGUGAGAAAAAAAAAACAACAGAUCACCAACCAACCGCAACCACUAAUAGCCUCUUGUACAGAUAGAAAUUAUACACAUACAUCAACUGUCUAUUAUUAUGUUAUAUAGAUAUUAUUAUAUAAUUUAUAAUAGAUUGACAGUUGUAUUUCUGUUAUGCUAUUAAUUUAGGCACUCGUGUAAUGUAAUGUUUUGUUUCAUUUAUUCGUAUAAUUUCCCAAUAUUUACUUAUUAAUUACUCAUGUAGUUGAAUUUGAUAAUUAAUAAAAGUAUGUAAUCGAAACUGCAAGGGUGUUUUUAAAAAAUUAUACUUUAAAACUUUGUGUUAUUGAAUCCCAUAAUGUAUUCAUUGAUCACUCAUAAAUUUUGAUUUGUUCUCACUUAUUUUUGGGAUUAUGACUUACGUGUUGGUAGAUCUUUUAACAGUAUCGUGUCGGCAUUUUAUUCCUUCAAAUAAUUAAAAAGAUUCCCUUUAAUUGUGUGUAUUUAUAUAGCUAAUUCCAUAAGUAUAUAUAUAUGUAUAAUCAACCAAUUAAUAAGGCAUUUUCUUUCGAAAGCUAAUUUCCGUCUUGAGGGACUGAUAUUCCCGAUUAUUUUACUAUAAUGGAACAAACACAUUAAUUUUCUGUGUGUCAGAUUUAUGUUAAUUCAGGUUGAGGAAUAGUUAGACUAAGUAGAAACACAUUGUACUUUUUCCCAUUAGCAAAGAACUACCCUUUUCAAAUAAUCUUGUUGGUGGCAUUACAGUAAAAAUCCUUCGAUUUCCCUUGAAAUCCUUUGAUAAUUUUACCUCGAUUCAUAGACAGUGUUGUAAGUUAUUUUUUACACAGGCGUACAUUGAUAUGUAUUUCUUGGUGAAACAACACAAUGCAAUAACAUUGAAAUCAGCUAUCUUUUGCUAACGUGGGGAAGGGAAAUCCUUUUUUCGCUCAGCCCAAUCUAGGUCCCUGGAUUACUUUCAAUGAAUAUAAUGGUCUUAUUUGUUAUUUUGUGGGUCUUCAGAAAAUAUUUUAUCAUGAUUAGAUAAACCAUGAAUAUCUUCCAUAGAUCCUAGCAUGUAAAGCUGUUCGGAUUAUGCACCCAUAGAAUUCUGAUUACAGGUACUCUAAUUAAAAAACUAAAGUGCUGAAGCUAACGUACGAUUUCCAAAGUGAAAGUUUCAAAUACGCACAAUACUGCUGCGACAGAUAAUACGGCAAUUCUUGCGUACACAUCCACAAACCAGUAUCUUCAUUUGACCUACUUAGCUCCCUUAUAUUCCAGUAACUAUGAUUCCUUCACUGUCGUCGCUAAAAUGUCACAUAGUAAUUGUUCUAAAACUUUUGUAAAAUUGCUCUUAAAUGCUGGUAAUUCAUUUGGAGAUUUCUGGACAUUGUCAUAAUUAUCAUCGGAAUGAUUGUUUUAUAUGUAUGUACUGAUAACAUGUCAAUUAUUGAAUAAAUUUUGUCAAUUAAUUGAAAAACAUGGAAA